CUCGUCUCCAACCCUGGCCAGCAGCGAGUGUCUCCCUUUGUAAAUAAAUUAUGGUAUUUUUCCUGGCGAGAAAAGCCCCGAAGCGCUGCGAGUAAGGGCCACCCCGCCAAGGGCCGUCAUCUGUACAAGGUGUGGAGGCAGGGAGUCGCAAGGGCAAAAUGUCAACAAAAGUGGCGUUGCGUCACCGUGGCGGCGCUAGUCGAUAGGCCUUCGGGUGAUCGCCGUCGUCGCCUCCUGCGUCUCGAGCCGUGGACGGGAGCCGCACACGAUGACGGGCUCCCAUCGCGUGGUGCUGCUGGCGUGCGGCUCCUUCAACCCGCCGACCAACAUGCACCUCAGGAUGUUCGAAAUUGCACGGGAUUUUCUUCACAGAACUACAAAUUAUAAUGUAGUAGCGGGCUUGAUAUCCCCAGUCCAUGACAAAUAUGGGAAGGAGGGUUUAGUAAAUGCAAGUGAUCGUAUACAGAUGUUACGACUAGCGCUGAAUUCCUCGUCAUGGGUACACGUGAGUGAGUGGGAGACACAACAGGAUGAAUGGACUCCAACACGAGAAGCUGUUCAGUACCAUCAGAAUUUGAUUCAGUCCACUUUGCGCAAACUGGGCAACUCCUCCAUCAGUGUAAGGAGACAUGGACGGGAGUUGGUGGACUCUGUGGUCAAUGGAAAUGUGGAUCCCACAGUGAAGCGACAACGCCUUGACAGCAGCACAUCAUGGCUGACACACCUAGCAGGCUCGACAGAUCCUGUCUCCGUUAAACUUCUCUGUGGUGCUGAUCUUUUAGAGUCUUUUGCACGACCAGGCCUUUGGAAGGAUGAGGAUAUAGAAGCUCUGGUUGGAAAAUAUGGAAUUGUUGUGAUAACACGAGAAGGCAGCAAUCCCUACAAGUUUAUAUACGAGUCUGAUGUGCUAACUAGGCAUCAGAAAAAUAUCCACAUUGUAACUGAAUGGAUCACCAAUGAAGUGAGCUCUACAAAGGUUCGCCGAGCCCUGAGACGUGGCGAAAGUGUCAAGUAUCUAGUGCAAGACAGUGUCAUAGACUAUAUCUACAAGAAUGCCUUGUACAACACACACAACAAGUGAGUGUUGGCGCACAUAGGAUCACAUUAUUUUAAUUAUUUAAAUGCACUUUCCAUGUUGCUUAUUCUACUUUCAAUGUUGCUUUAUUAUCAUUCUCUGCACUCCAGCCUAGUCAAUUCUUAGGCAUCUAUCUGUCCCACUGUUGCAGGACUGUGUUCAGCUACAUGUAAGCAAAAGAAAGAUAUUGUUGCAAUGUUUAUAGUUGGAUUUUAGACUUGGUUAGAGGUAUUACUAGGCAAUUCAGAUUUGCAAAUUCAUUGAAAUUGUAUGUGUAACAUUGUGGCAAUAUUUUCUAUAUCCCUAUAAUUUAGCUUUAAGAAGCCUUUUGCAGUAUAGAGGGUGAAUACUUUCAACUAUGGUAUUGUAUGAAAAGGUUAGAGCGAGUGGGAGAAAUAAGCAUGUUUGAGUAAGAGAACAUCUUUGUGUGUGUGUGUGUGUGUGUGUGUGUACAUGCACAUGUAUGUGUCUAUGUGUGGAUAAAAGUGUUUGGGUGUGUUUUGCACAUUUGUAUGUUCUGUGUAUACAUGUGUAAUGUUUGUGAACCACUGUGCACAUGCAUUUUUCCAAACAGGCACUUGCAAACAAAUAUAUAAGUAUAUAUGUAAGCCAAGGUACAAAUGUAUGUUUGAACCUUGACUUACAUUUAUACAGUCUAUAUGAAUCCAGUAUUUAAGGAUUAAAGAGUAUACAGUUUUUAAUUGUGAAUAAUUUUAUGAUUAACUUUAAUGAAUAGAAUUUUUAUUAGGCCAGAUUAGACAUACAGUGGAUAAUAAUAGUUUCCUUUUGGUCAACAUAAUGAUAGACCCUUGUCAUGUACGUGAUAAAUACCAAACCCAUCUUGCUCUUAAGACCACAUUGCAGGUUACCAGAUGUACUUUUAAAGUACCUCUAAAAAUCUCCAAUUACUGUCCCAAAAUUAGUUAAAUAAUUAAACAUUUAAUUUUGUGGAUCAACCCUCUUGUUGGAAUAUUUUGACAUCUCUUAUAUUUGAAAAUACUACAGAGUCAAGCAAAAAGAGAGUGUGUGCGUGCAUGCGUGCGUGCCUGCUUGUUUGCUUGUGUGUGUAUGUGGGUUGAUGCGUGCGUGUGUGCAAAUAUAUGCAUGUACGUAUGUAUGUAUAAAAGCAAGUAGACCUAAUUCUUCUACCUAUAUACAUGUGUAUGUAUUUGAUGACUUCUGCAGAGGUGUAGCAAAAACAAUUCUAGCAUAAUUUAUCUUAAAAAAAAGGUGACAUCUUGCUCAUAGUAAUGCUCAAGGCAGGGAAGGUUCCAUGAUUUGCCUUUUGGUUCAUAGAUAUUCACAGUAAAUGAUAAUUAUCCUUACCUCUAGUGCAGUUCUGGAACCCAUUUUAGUAAUAGACACAAAAAUGCUUUCAGUAUUUAACCUUUAGUUUUUCUUACCUUGAAUCAAGGAAACAUAUUUUUUUAUGUACAUAAGCUGAAUACUGUUUUAUUUAUGUAAAACACUUUUUUUUCUAUGGUAAUAAAAUUUAGGCUUCUUAAA
Molecule: messenger RNA, 2581 nt
Organism: Penaeus vannamei (Pacific white shrimp)
Lineage: Eukaryota; Metazoa; Arthropoda; Malacostraca; Decapoda; Penaeidae
Source: RefSeq, a predicted model, not a curated record